AUGAUUUUCGCCUUUUUCGCUUUGUCAAUGCUCGGGAUUUUAAUCACAAAACCUGCCCCAUGUGCCACUGAGGAGCAAUGUGCAAAUGGUCAGAUAUGUUCAGCGCAUUGGAUGUGUUGCGAGCAGGGGUGCUGCGACAUUGCAACGGCUCCGUCGCGACGUGACGCCUCCGACGAGACCGUCAAGGAGCACAGUUAUGGCUACCCUUGGUAUGCUCAAUGGCCGAUACUAUUUCUCCUGGGAACGUUGGGAGGUAUUUUAGUUUGUUGCGUGUGGUGUCUAUUCUUCAAGCGGUCGUCAGGACACGGGGUCUACAUGUGCUCCUUCGCAUGCUGCGUCCGGAGGCCGACAUCGGAACACGACUCGGCGGGAUCCGUGUACCCGCCGCCGCGGUACAGCCGCUGCGGAUCCUUCCACCAAGCCCCACCACCGUAUUCUGAAGUUGCUUCAAAACCGGACUUGUAUCCUCUAGUCAUCACAUGCGGAGAAGGUGAAGGGAAAGCGGGGAACUAUCUAAUGGUCCACUAUUUCAGAAACUACGUCAUACGCGGUCCAGGUUCUUUAUCAGCGACGAGUACUGCAGAAUCUCUUAGCUCUAGUUUCAUAUGCAACGCAGCAAAUGAGGCAAAUUCAAUUAUUCCACCGCCGUACUCGUGCGCGAGUAACUACGGGGAAUGCGGGGUGGGCUGCGGACCGCUCCUGCGCUCGCUGUCGUCUCUGACAGACCGUCACAGCGCCAACCCUCCGCGCUGUCCAGACGUGCUCGCCAACAGCGGCGCACGCGAGCGCGACCUCCACAACGAGCCCAGACCAGCGAGACUACGCGACACUCCACAGGCCUUCAGGGAGAAUCUUAUUACUUCUCCAGCGCAAUCCUUGGACCCUACAUUCGAUCUAGAACUCGAGCUUAUUGACUGCGAGAUGUACUGCGAUGGCGGCUGCAAACCAAGACUCGGUCCAUCUCCUCCAGUUCACCAGUCACUCUCUAACGUCGACGACACAGGGUACGAUAACGAGAGCUACAUUCUACGUCACACCCUCUUUGCACCCUCACCAGAACUGACUGGAGCCUGUGAGUCACCACCUCAACCCACUAGCCCCACACAGACGUCUAGGGAAUCUACUCUACGACGGGAGAACAAAUUACAUCGACGAGAAAAUGCUGUCAAGAUUAUUCGAAGACCACGAAAAUCGAGCUUAUAUAUGCCGUUAUCGGCUGCUUAUCCAGUUAGGAGUUCAAGAAUUUCACCUGGAACGCGCCCCUCCACAAGAGCUGCAUCCAGGUCGGCACCAGUAACACCGUGCGGUUCUUUGGUGCCAAAUCUCCUUAACUUCACACAGAGGCUAUCAGCAUCAAAACAUGGCUCCAGCUCUUUACAAUUUGAAGAAGAGUGUGAUCCGCUGCUGAAUGAUAUAGAACACACGCGUACCGACCAUAAAUUUUAG
This is a messenger RNA of Arctia plantaginis, 1446 nucleotides long. The record is from the annotation of a GenBank genome assembly. NCBI's taxonomy places the organism in Eukaryota, Metazoa, Arthropoda, Insecta, Lepidoptera, Erebidae.